Molecule: messenger RNA, 417 nt
Organism: Prorocentrum cordatum
Lineage: Eukaryota; Dinophyceae; Prorocentrales; Prorocentraceae
Source: the annotation of a GenBank genome assembly
AUGACAGACUUCGAGACAGACGUGGGGCCUCUUCCUGAACGUGGCCUGGAUCAUCAUGGGAGCAGCGCCGAUAUUCUGCAGGGGCAAAUGGAGCGGGAGGACGAGAACAUCGCCAAGCAGGACGAGCAGGAGGAGUCCACGAGGGUUGGCUUUACGAGCGGGCCGAAGGGCGAGUGCACUGAGAUGCGCCUUGAGGAGGUGGGCUCCGAGGCCGCAACGCAGGAGUUGGAGGCGACCACCGAGAUGAAUCACAAGGAAGUUGACAUUGAAGGCUGGCUGGAUGAGCCGGCCGAGACCACCGAGAUGCACCGCGAGGGGGUCGGCUCCGAGCUUCGCGCCAAUGGCUCCGAGGUCAUGCCCCUCGUUCCCCUAGAACGGUUCGAACGACAUGCUCAUCGACACCGGCUCUGCCGAUGA